Megalops cyprinoides (Indo-Pacific tarpon) is the source of this 5499-nucleotide messenger RNA. It is a transcript of the gene kdm5ba, whose product is annotated as lysine (K)-specific demethylase 5Ba. The transcript has 27 exons. The record is from RefSeq and is a predicted model, not a curated record. Bases 105 to 4685 code for a protein of 1526 amino acids. Gene Ontology annotation, biological process: chromatin remodeling. Gene Ontology annotation, molecular function: histone demethylase activity; DNA binding. Gene Ontology annotation, cellular component: nucleus. Lineage: Eukaryota; Metazoa; Chordata; Actinopteri; Elopiformes; Megalopidae.
GCUUGUAGGAAUUAGCAACGAGAUCGUGGAUAUACUGAGCCGAAACAGCAGUUUUAUUCGGCUGCGACGUGUCAGCUUCCUCGGUUCUGACCUGGACCGCUAAGAUGACCCAGCCUCGGCCUGAAGAGUUUAUUCCGCCCCCGGAAUGCCCAGUCUUCGAGCCCAGCUGGGAGGAAUUUGCGGACCCUUUUGCCUUUAUCAAUAAGAUACGGCCUAUCGCGGAGAAAACUGGCAUCUGCAAGGUCCGCCCGCCUCCGGAUUGGCAGCCCCCGUUCGCCUGUGACGUGGACAGACUGCACUUCACUCCCCGCAUCCAGAGGCUCAAUGAGCUAGAGGCCCAGACCAGAGUCAAGCUCAACUUCCUCGAUCAGAUUGCUAAGUUCUGGGAACUGCAGGGCUGCACGCUGAAAAUUCCACAUGUGGAGCGGAAGAUUCUGGAUCUGUAUCAGCUGAACAAACUGGUGGCCGACGAGGGUGGCUUUGACAUAGUCUGCAGGGACAGGCGAUGGACGAAGAUUGCCAUGAACAUGGGCUUUGCCCCCGGCAAGGCCGUGGGCUCCCAUCUACGGGCGCACUACGAGCGCAUCCUCUACCCGUACCACCUGUUCCAGACUGGAGCCAACCUUCUGUGCGUUCAGAAACCCACCCUGACCAACGACGCCAAGGACCAGGAGUACAGGCCCCAUGACCUGGCCCAGCGGCAGGCGAUGCAGCUGACGGAAACCUGCACCCCUGCCCGUCGAGCCAAGCGCAUGGGAGCAGAGGGAGGCUGCGUGAAGGUGGAGUCGGAGGAGGCCUGUGGGAACAGGCCCAACCUGAGGAGGAGGAUGGGUUCCUUCGUCGCCAAACCUGAGCCAGAGAAAAUGACACUAGUCCAAGUUAAACAGGAACCUGCAGAACUCAAGGAGCUAAUGAGCGAGACAGAACAAGCCAAAUCACGGAAUAAGAAAGUCUCCCCCGCUGUCAAUAUAGUGGACCUGUACGUGUGUUUGGUGUGUUGCAGUGGCAGUGACGAGGACCGCCUGCUGCUGUGCGACGGCUGCGAUGACAGCUACCACACCUUUUGUCUCAUUCCGCCCCUCCUCGACGUCCCCAAGGGGGACUGGAGGUGCCCCAAAUGUCUGGCUCAGGAGUGCAGUAAACCGCAGGAAGCUUUUGGCUUUGAACAGGCGUACAGAGACUACUCUCUACGGGCUUUUGGAGAUAUGGCAGACUCCUUCAAAUCAGAUUACUUUAACAUGCCAGUUCAUAUGGUUCCCACGGAGCUGGUGGAGAAGGAGUUCUGGCGCCUGGUGAGCACCAUUGAGGAGGAUGUCACUGUGGAGUACGGUGCUGACAUCGCCUCCAAGGAGUUUGGCAGCGGCUUCCCCAUUAGAAACGGACGGUUCCAGGUGGCCCCAGAGGACGAGGACUACCUGAGCUGUGGCUGGAACCUGAACAACAUGCCUGUGAUGGACCCCUCGGUGCUGACCCACGUCACGGCCGACAUCUGCGGGAUGAAGCUGCCCUGGCUCUAUGUGGGCAUGUGCUUCUCCUCCUUCUGCUGGCAUAUCGAGGACCACUGGAGCUACUCCAUCAACUACCUGCACUGGGGGGAGCCGAAGACGUGGUACGGUGCUCCGGGGUACGCUGCGGAGCAGCUGGAAGGGGUGAUGAAGAGGCUCGCUCCCGAGCUCUUCGAAUCUCAGCCCGACCUCCUGCACCAGCUGGUCACCAUCAUGAACCCCAACACCCUGAUGGCCCACGGCGUGCCCAUUUACCGGACCAAUCAGUGCGCUGGGGAGUUUGUCAUCACCUUCCCGAGGGCCUACCAUAGUGGGUUCAACCAAGGCUUCAAUUUCGCAGAGGCCGUCAACUUCUGCACGGUGGACUGGAUGCCCUUGGGCCGUCAGUGUGUGAACCACUACCGGCUGCUGCACAGAUACUGCGUCUUCUCCCACGACGAGAUGAUAUGCAAGAUGGCGGCCAAGGCUGACUCCCUGGACGUGGUGCUGGCGUCCGCGGUGCAGAAGGACAUGGCUGUCAUGAUCCGCGAAGAGCGGGAGGUGCGCGACCAAAUCCGCAAGCUGGGCGUGGUGCACAGCCAGAGGUCGGAAUACGAUCUUCUGCCAGACGAGGAGCGUCAGUGCGCCAAGUGCAGGACCACCUGCUACCUGUCUGCCCUCACCUGCCCCUGUAGCCCGGGUGUGCUGGUGUGCCUCCACCACGUCCAGGACCUCUGCUCCUGCCCUGUCAGGGACUACAUGCUGCACUAUAGGUUUACACUGGACGACCUCUACCCCAUGAUGAAUGCCGUGCGCCAGCGUGCUGAGUCCUAUGAUGACUGGUCGUCUCAUGUGACUGAGAUUCUAGAGGCCAAAUUGGACAAGAAAAAAAGUCUGGCAGAAUUCCGAGCUCUGAUCCAGGAGUCGGAGGCGAAGAUGUUCCCGGACAACGACCUGCUGCGCCACCUUCGCCUGGUGACCCAGGAUGCGGAGAAGUGCGCCUCCGUGGCCCAGCAGCUGCUUAACGGGAAAAGGCAGACCAGGUCACGCUCUGGUGGAGGGAAGUCCCAGAACCAGCUGACUGCUGAGGAACUGAAGUCAUUUGUCAGACAGCUGUACAACCUGCCAUGUACCAUCCGGCAGGCUCCCUUACUGAAGGACCUCCUGGAACGCGUGGAGGACUUCCAGCAGCACAGCGAGAAGGUGCUGGCGGAGGAGGCGCCGAGCGCGGCGGAGGUCCAGGGCCUGCUGGACGUCAGCUUCAAGCUGGACGUGGAGCUGCUGGAGUUGCCCCGGCUGCGCGAGAGGCUGGCGCAGGCGCGCUGGCUGGAGACGGUGCGGCAGGGCUCCGCCCAGCCCGUCACCCUGUCCCUGGAUGCCAUGCGGAGGCUCAUCGACCAGGGCGUGGGCCUCACCCCGCACCCCAGCGUGGAGAAGGCCAUGGCGCGGCUGCAGGAGCUGCUCACUGUGUCGGAGCACUGGGAGGACAGGGCCUGGGACCUCCUCAAGGCCAGGCCCCACCACUGUGUGGAGACUCUGGCCGCAGCGGCUCAGGAAGCAGAAGGCAUCCCUGCUUAUCUCCCCAACUGCCUGCUACUCAGGGAUUCUGUGAACAGGGCCAGAGAGUGGCUCCAGGAGGCCGAGGCACUUCAGCAUGGUGGACGAAUCCCUGUGCUGGACACCCUCUUGAGCAUGGUGUCGCGGGCGCGAGCCAUCCCUGUCCAGCUGGACCCUCUUGCCCGGCUGGAGUCCCUAGUCUCUGAAGUGCAGGCAUGGAAGGAGAGUGCAUCCAAAACCUUCCUGAUGAAGAACUCUCCCUACUCGCUACUAGAGGUGCUGUGCCCCAGGUGUGAGGUGGGAACAGUGGCUCAGAGGGCAAAAUCCAAAAAGGCUAAGGAUCCAGCACAGUGUGGAAAGAGAAAGUUGGUGAGGCUGGGCAGCCUGAGUGAUGUGGAGAGAGCCCUGUCAGAGAGCAAAGACUCUGCCUCAGCUAUGGCCACUCUCGCUGAGGUCCGGCAGAAGGAGAUGGAGGCCUUGUCCGCCCUCAGAGCCGCCAACAAGUCCAAGCUCCAGCCCACGGCGGACUGCGCGGACCUCAGGGUGUGCGUGUGCCACCGCGCCCCCGCGGGAGCCAUGCUGCAGUGCGAGCUCUGCCGGGACGCCUUCCACCGUGCCUGCGUGCCGGAGCCGGCGGACCCGUGGGGCGGACAGGCCUGGCUGUGCCCGGGCUGCCAGCGCUCCGAGAGGCCCCCCCUCGACAAGAUCCUCCCGCUGCUGGCCUCGCUGCAGCGCCUCCGGGUGCGCCUGCCCGAGGGCGACGCCCUCCGCUACGUCAUCGAGCGCACCGUCAGCUGGCAGCACCGGGUGCAGCAGGUCUCCGCCUCCUGGAAGCUGCCGGUAGUGCAGGAGCGUGCCCGGACCUCGCCCGCCCCUCACCGCUGGUCUGCCGCCAGUAACGCUGCUGCCAGAAAGGUGAUGCAGUGCCCCAGAACAGCUUCCUGUUCACCUCAGGAAUGGAACAGCACAGGCCAGCCUCACACCGAUUUCUACAUAGAACAGCGAUGCAUUCCUCUUCAUGGUUUGAGUCCUGAGCUGGAGGAGCUGAUGAUGGAGGGGCUCCUACUUCAGGUGUCGCUACCAGAAAUCCAGCAGCUCUACCACAUCCUGCUGAACAGACACUCCAGCCCACAGCACAUAGACGGCUCACAGCAGAGGCCCGACAGUGACAGACAGAGGCACAACUCUCAGGGAAGGAGCCCACCACAGAUCCGGGAUGGGCUCUCUGGUCUUAAGAAGGAAGCUGUGAAUGGCGUGGACAAGAAGGCCAAGCGACGGCUAGAAAAGGGGGGUCGGGACGGAGAGAACUGGGGAAAGGCAAAGAGGGCCCGGAAGAAGACUAAGGAGAAGAGCCGGGAAGGCAAGCUGCUGUCUGCCGUCCCUUCCCCCACCCUGUUCCUGUCCUCGUCCCCUUCCUCUCUCCCGGACCUGUCCCCUUCAGAAGACUCAGACGAUGAUAUGGCCCUCUGUCCUGCAGAGAGGUGCCAGCAGCCUGAAGGAGAGGAGGUGGACUGGGUCCAGUGUGAUGGCAGCUGCAACCAGUGGUUCCACCAGGUCUGCGUGGGUGUGUCUGCUGAGCUGGCCGAGAAGGAGGACUAUAUCUGUGUGACCUGCACUAUAAAAGACGGCCAUGUGAGGAAAUAAGUGAAGAAGGUUCUGGAAAGACAUAGAGCAGACCACCGUCAGUCUGUUUGAAGCCUGUACCUGUGGCUGUGCAGCUGACCCCGGCUGGCCCUGCCUCAUGGUGGUGUAGAUAGUUUCAGCCACCUAGCCCUGGAUCCAGAUCAAUUUCUCCUCUGUCGGGGCAGGAUUAGGGUUGGGUAAUCUGAUCUUGGGGGGCAGAUAGUACUCGGAGUACCCCUCGACCUUUCAUCUCCCCGCCGCUUUGCAACAACGGUGCUACUUCCCUCCUUGUGGGAUCGUUUUUCUGAGACCUUCUAAGUCUUUGGUCACUUUUGUAUGAUUGAGUUCUGCUUCCUAUGAUGAACUGUUUGUGGUUGUCCAAGAGUCCCUGGAUGCAGUGUGUGCUGCUGGGGUUUCAGUCCUGUCAGGCACCAGGGACCCUCAUUCAGGCACCUUGCAAAAAUGCAGGAUUCUUCCUCCAUGAGACCGUAGAUGGGGAUGCAGGGAGAUUUUUCACCAAAAAAGAUCAGUAGAAUGGACAACUAAAAAUAAAAACAAGAGAAACAUAUUUUUUGGAAACCCGCUGUUUAGUACAGGCAUCUGGAUAAUAUAAAAAUGUUUUUUUUUUUUCUUUUUGUGGGUUAGAUUUAUUUAUCUGAGCAAUAACUGAACAAGGUCUGUUUUGAAGUAAGUGGCUUGAAAUCUCUUCUGAUCAGUGUGAUGGUGCUUUAGCGAUGGUCAUUGUACAGAAUGCUCACUAUUAGACCAUAGGAUCUAAGUGAUGGACUAGAGAUGUAGCAGACAGAAGAAACUGUGUGAAUGACUGCCACAGCUG